GGUGUAAUGUAUUCAAUGACACCAAUAAUGUUAACAAUGUUAAACUUGCCUAGACAUAUUAGAAAUGCAUUUGGAAACAUAAUGUUGUGUGGUAUUAUACCUGGACAGAAUAAAUCAGAAGCAUGUAAUUUGGAUCCAUACCUUGAAAUUCUUGUGGAUGAAAUGCUAUAUUUGUGCAAGUGUAGAGCUUUCUCUGAAUAUCACAAAGCUUCUGUAGAUGUCAAAUUAAAGUUAUUGUUAUAUGUUCUAGAUUACCCUGGACUUUCAAAACUUUUUCACAUUCAUGGGAGUGGCGGUCUUUGCGGAUGUCAUUGGUGUCAUGUAAGGGGAUUUCAUUCAGCAGGGCUUGAUAAAGUAAUUUAUUUGUCAAACCGCUCUUUUUUAGAUAAAGAUGAUCCUCUUAGACUCUGCGUAGACAAAUUCUAUGAUAAAUUUGAAGAUAGAAGCUCGAAACUACCUGCACGAAAAGCCCACGAAGAAAGGGAUUAUCGUGUUGCUUAUAAACAAUCAAAAAACAAGGCGCAGGCCAAUUCAGUUUCUACAGCAACUGGCUGUAAAGGACCUUAUCCAUUGUCACUAUUACCUGGUCACAACAGGAUAGAAGAAUCUUUGCCUGAUGCAUGUCACACUAUUAAAGAUUUUAUACAAAAUAUAGUUUAUCUUAUUACUGGGAAGAAGAAGGUCAAUGUGAAAAAGGUGAUGGAAGCAGAGGCUGCAAGUGGAAGAGAGAAAUUGAGGGUAGACCUAUCCGCAACAAUUGUUACUGGUAAGAGGAAGAGAUCAGAAAUAUCAACAAAUCAAGCAAAUGAGGCAACUGGCCUACAAGCAUAUUCACAUCUGUGUCUAUUAACGGAUCAAGAAAUUGUUCUGGGUAAUGAAAGAGCUGCAAAACUUCGAGUUCCGUCUGGUUUUGGAUUAAAACCAGGAAACUUUUUAACUAAUACCCGUUGUCUCAAGUCCCAUGACUGCAAGCAGAUAGCUACCCAAAACAUACUAAAAUAUUGCUUAAGAGGAACUUUAGGCAUCAGAGAGAGAACAACUCUUUUCUUUCUCCUUGAUUGCCUUCGGGAUAUCUGUGCGGAGUCUGAUGCUGAUGAUGAGCUUGAUGAGUUGGAAGUCAAAGUAAACAAAGCCUUGGCUCUAUUUAAAAGAGACUUUCCUGUACAUCUUCAGAAUAUUACAACUCACUUUAUACAUCAUAUUGUGCCAGACAUAAAAAAAUAUGGACCUAUUUAUUCUACAUGGAUGUACGUAUUUGAAAGAUUUAAUUCAUGGAUUUGUAAACGUGCUCUUAACAUGCAGUAUCCCGAAGUUUCUGCUAUAGAAACCUACAUUCUGUUUGAAUGGUGUAAUUGUAUGAUCAGUUCUGGAAAAUUACCUGCCACUGCAAUAUUAACUGAUCACCUGGGAAGUUAUGAAGAAGAAUCUUUAGAAACUAAGCAGGAAACAAGGGAAAGUGAAAAGUGCAAUGUUAAAAAUUCAGUGAUAUAUUAGCAUUACCACAUUCUUCCUCAGCGCUGUGUGACACUCAGUCAGUGUAUUGACCGUGUCCUACACUCCUCGCGCACAGAGUGCCAAGAAAAAAUAUCCGAUAAAAAAACUCACAAUUUGUGUCAACAUAUUUUAACCUAUGUGAAUA
Molecule: messenger RNA, 1639 nt
Organism: Patella vulgata (common limpet)
Lineage: Eukaryota; Metazoa; Mollusca; Gastropoda; Patellidae
Exons: 1
Coding region: 7-1494 (495 amino acids)
Source: RefSeq, a predicted model, not a curated record